Molecule: messenger RNA, 1803 nt
Organism: Stegostoma tigrinum
Lineage: Eukaryota; Metazoa; Chordata; Chondrichthyes; Orectolobiformes; Stegostomatidae
Gene: jmjd4
Product: jumonji domain containing 4
Exons: 6
Coding region: 635-1678 (347 amino acids)
Biological process (GO): protein hydroxylation; negative regulation of gene expression; positive regulation of translational termination
Cellular component (GO): nucleus; cytoplasm
Molecular function (GO): sequence-specific DNA binding; histone H4R3 demethylase activity
Source: RefSeq, a predicted model, not a curated record
UUAAAUCCAACCUUACGGCUAUUUGUCUGGAGUGGUAGAUUUCCUUCCCAAAGAGCAUUAGUGAACCAGAAGGGUUUCAACAAGAAUCAAUGGUUGUUGUCAUGGAAUACUGAGACUAGCUUUACAUUUCACAUAUAUGAAUUCACUUUAAAUUCCGGCAGAUGCUGUGGUGGGAUUUGAACCAAUCUCCCCAGGAUUUUAGCCUAGAUGUCUGGAUUAUCGGUGGCUGUCAAAACACAAGUCAAAUUUGCUGACCCUGACUGUAGGUUGGUGGAUGAGAAGAGGAUUGGAUUGAUCUUGUGAUAACUACCAUGCUGAGAUCACAUUGAGUAGGAAUCAUUGGUCUGGGCUAGUGGUGGAGAAGACAUUUGGACAAGGAUUGUUGCAAACACUCUUGGAUUGUGUUGGUGUCUUCAGGAAUUAACAAUAACCUCUCAGAAUAAUGCUGUAAUAAUCCAGGGAGGUAGGAAUGAGGAAAAGAGACUUUUUUAGAAGUUAGAACACAGUGCACACAUUGGCUGCUGAUCCAAAUACAACACUUUAUUGUCCUCAUGAACCCCCUCUGUUUCCUCUUCCAAAAAAACUCCAGCGAGCCAUUUAAACAUGAUUUUCUCUUAAGAAAGCGUGCUGGCUCAUGUCGAUUGAUCCACGUUUGUCAGGGGAUUUUAUUGUCCCUGUAGCCAACUGUGAUGUGAAGGAAUACAAUGCAAAUCCAAAGCAAAACAUCCCACUUAGGGACUACCUCAAUUACUGGAGAGAACACAGGGAGAGUGGCUAUUCAUCUCCACAGGGCUGCUUGUACAUGAAAGACUGGCACAUGCACAGGGUUUUUCCUGAUCAUGGCGUGUACAGUACUCCCCUCUUCUUCCAGUCUGACUGGCUGAAUGAAUACUGGGACUCUAUUCAAUUGGACGAUUAUCGUUUUGUUUACAUGGGCCCCAAAGGAUCAUGGACACCAUUUCAUGCUGAUGUAAUCCGAUCAUACAGUUGGUCAGCCAACAUCUGUGGGCGGAAGAAGUGGCUGCUGUUCCCACCUGGUGAAGAGGAACAUUUGAAGGACCGCAGUGGUAACCUUGCUUAUGAUGUCCAGUCUACAGUUCUGCAGGACAAGGAUCAUUAUCCAAAAUACAGCCAGUGCAGUCAACCCAUUGAAGUGGUGCAGAAUGUUGGCGAGGUCAUCUUUGUUCCAAGCGGAUGGUACCAUCAAGUUUACAAUCUGGAGGACACCAUCUCCAUCAAUCACAACUGGCUGAAUGGCUGCAGCAUAGACAUCAUGUGGCAAUUCCUCCAGCAGGAGCUGAAGGCAGUCCAGGAAGAGAUCAGAGAGUGGGAGAACCAUAUGGAGGGUUGGAAUCAACAUUGUCAGUUGCUGUUGAAAUCGUGCACUGGAAUCAACUACCAUGAAUUCUACAGCUUUCUGAAAAUAAUAGCGAGAAAUAGAAUAGCAGUAUUAGAGGCUACGUCAGGAGAUUCAGCAGCCAUCCACAGUACAUUUCCUGCAGAACUAUCCACUCUCGGACUGUGUCACUCAGUGUUCGAUUUACACCGGACUGAAGAUGUACUGACUUCAAUGCUUACAAAUGAGAACUUCGGUAUGCUAGACUCAGACUUGUUGGAUCCUCGCCCAGAGGAUCUGCUGGAUGAGAUUAAAGAAAUAAAGGAUGCUGUCUUGUCAUAAUAUUCUACUUGAAUUCCUUAUAAACCAAGCCACAUGGAACUCUUUAUCUUUUGUUAAGGGAUUCCAAAGUGCAUUCUGGAAUUAGAAAGGAAAAGAAUUAAGCAACCGGGGUCACUUUUGCUGCU